GUUAAGUCGCCAUGGAGGGAAGGCGCGGGGGCGCAGCUGGACACCGCAAGGACUUCACGUUUGUCAGUCCAGUUGUAAAAUACCUGCUGUUCUUCUUUAAUUUUAUUUUCUGGAUCAUCUCUCUGGUGAUGGUGGUGAUUGGAGUGUACGCCCGCACCGUAAAGCAUGCAGAGAAAGUUCUGGCGUGCCUGUCAGUGGAUCCUGCCAUGAUGCUCAUGAUUGUAGGAGUCCUCAUGUUCAUUAUCACCUUCUGUGGCUGUGUGGGCUCCCUACGAGAAAACACCUGCCUCCUGCAGACAUUCUGCAUCAGUCUGACGGUCAUUUUUCUGCUGCAGCUGGCAGCCGGUGUCCUGGGCUUCAUCUUUUCAGAUAAGGCAAGGCAUAAAGUAACGGAAAUAAUCGAAAAUGCCAUCGUCCACUACAGAGACGACAUUGAUCUGCAGAACCUUAUUGACUUUGGCCAGGAGGAGUUUGGGUGUUGUGGCGGGACGGCCUACACCGACUGGUCUGAGAACAUGUACUUCAACUGCAGCGAGGACAACCCGAGCCGUGAACGCUGCUCUGUCCCUUUCUCCUGCUGCAUCAUGUCCAAAAACCAGGUGAUCAACACCAUGUGUGGUCAGGACAAGCAGAAGUUAGAGUACAAUGAUGCUAAAGAGCACAUCCACACUGAUGGCUGCAUCGACAAACUGGUUGACUGGAUCCACAGCAACCUGUUCAUCCUGGGAGGCAUCGCACUGGGACUAGCAAUACCACAGCUGGUUGGCAUCCUGUUGUCUCAGAUUCUAAUAAAUCAGAUCAAAGAUCAAAUCGAGCUGCAAAACUACAACUCCAAGCAUCGCUUUGACCCCUGGAGCUGAUCCAGGACCAGAUUCUGAUGACUGGCUGCAGCAGAGCUCAGUGUACCGUAUUUUUCACACUAUGAGG
Nematolebias whitei (Rio pearlfish) is the source of this 927-nucleotide messenger RNA. It is a transcript of the gene tspan33a, whose product is annotated as tetraspanin 33a. Gene Ontology annotation, cellular component: membrane. The coding region runs from base 12 to 860 and encodes 282 amino acids. NCBI's taxonomy places the organism in Eukaryota, Metazoa, Chordata, Actinopteri, Cyprinodontiformes, Rivulidae. The transcript has 8 exons. The record is from RefSeq and is a predicted model, not a curated record.